GAAACCCAUCUGGCUGUUUCUCUGUCUCUCCGUGUGUUUCUCUCUGAGAGGCGCGAAAUGGGCUCGUGGAUUGAUUGGAGUGAGGAGUCAUACCCAUCGAACAGAGACUUUGCAGCAGUUCCCUUCUUUGCUCUCUUCUUCCCAGCUGCCCGGCUCUUUCUUGAUACUUUCAUCUUUGAGAAACUCGCGAGACGGCUGAUUUUUAAAGAGAGACAUGCCAAGCUGGAUUUUCAGGCACGUCAUAGGAGGAAAAAGAUUAACAAAUUCAAAGAGUCGGCAUGGAAAUGUGUGUACUUUCUUUCUGCAGAGAUUUUUGCUCUUUCAGUCUCCUAUGAUGAGCCUUGGUUCACUAGUACCAAGUACUUCUGGGCUGGCCCUGGGAAUCAAGUUUGGCCAGAUCAGAAGAUCAAGUUGAAGUUGAAGGGAUUGUACAUGUAUGCCUCUGGAUUCUAUAUAUACUCCCUUUUUGCCUUGGUUUUCUGGGAAACAAGGAGAUCAGACUUUGUGGUCUCAAUGGGACAUCAUGUGGCUUCUAUCCUCCUCCUUGUCUUAUCAUAUAUGUUCAGGUUUGCUCGUGUUGGUUCAAUUAUCUUGGCACUCCAUGACGCGAGUGAUGUCUUCAUGGAAGUAGGAAAAAUGUCAAAGUACAGUGGCUAUGAAAGGAUUGCUGGCUGUUCUUUUUUCCUUUUCGUAGUUGCAUUUACAGUCCUUCGCAUCAUCUACUUUCCUUUUUGGAUCCUUAGGAGUACUAGUUAUGAAAUUCUUCCGACUUUGGACAAGGACCCGCAAGUUGGCGGACCUUUUUAUUACUAUGUGUUCAAUACUCUUCUGUUCUGCUUGCUUGUUCUGCAUUUAUAUUGGUGGUGGUUGCUGUGUGGGAUGCUGGUGAACCAGGUUCGUGCUGGAGGCCAGAUAAGUGAAGAUAUUCGAUCUGAUUCAGAAGGGGAUGAUGACCACAGAGAUUGAUGAAGAACCAGAGUUACAUGUAUUAGGUGCUUGGAACUCGUGAUUUUUGGCAUUCUUCUAUGCUUAAAUAGAACAGCUCCCUUUAGCUGGGGUGCAUUGUUUGUGUUGAAAUACCUCAACCAAGUCAUGUCAAGAUCUCACUAUCUAUCGGUCUCAUUCCUUUCACUA
Molecule: messenger RNA, 1134 nt
Organism: Eucalyptus grandis
Lineage: Eukaryota; Viridiplantae; Streptophyta; Magnoliopsida; Myrtales; Myrtaceae
Product: ASC1-like protein
Exons: 6
Coding region: 58-966 (302 amino acids)
Biological process (GO): ceramide biosynthetic process
Cellular component (GO): membrane; endoplasmic reticulum
Molecular function (GO): sphingosine N-acyltransferase activity
Source: RefSeq, a predicted model, not a curated record